AUGGACGGCAAUUACAACAAUUAUAACUCAUUCGGCGGCGGUGGCGGCGGUGGAGGGUUCAUGCCGGGCGAGACUAACAGUCCCGCGGGAGGCAAGACUGGUGAUCGGGAUAACAAAACCCUCCGUCCCGUGACAGUGAAACAAGUCCUCGAUGCCUCCCAACCCUUCCCCGAGGCGCCAUUCCAAGUUGACGGCGCCGAUGUCGCCAACGUCCUAUUCAUGGGCCAAGUACGCAACAUCAGCUCACAGAGCACAAACGUGACAUACAAGAUCGACGACGGCACAGGCGAGAUCGAGGUCAAAAAAUGGGUUGACUCGACCACCGCGGACAACAUGGAUACCGACGACGUGAAGGCGCCCGGUGAUGGAAAGAGUGAGCUUGAGAUCAAUGGCUACGCACGCGUCUUUGGAUCCAUCAAGUCUUUCGGCAACAAACGUUACAUUGGUGCUCAUUCCGUUCGGCCCUUGACGAAUAUCAAUGAGCUACAUACCCAUCUGCUCGAGGCUACUGCUGUGCAUUUGUUCUUCACUCGCGGUCCACCGGGCGCCGCUGCUGCUGGCGGUGCUGCCGGUGGUGUUGAUGCUGUUAUGGGUGGUGCAGAUGAUGGUGCUGGGCAAAACAAGGUUCUUGCUACGAUGUCGGCCCUUGCGAAGAAGAUUUAUACCCUGCUCAAGAAUGAGCCUCAAGGAACAGAAGGUAUUCACAUGCAGGUCAUUUCAUCGAGACUCAACGUCCCUGCAUCGGAUGUGGCUAGGGCCGGUGAGGAGUUGCUCAAUGCUGGUGUGAUCUUCUCAACUACAGAUGAGCAGACGUGGGCGUACCUGGAGUACUAA
Penicillium paradoxum is the source of this 834-nucleotide messenger RNA. RefSeq lists its product as uncharacterized. Gene Ontology annotation, biological process: nucleotide-excision repair; double-strand break repair via homologous recombination; DNA replication. Lineage: Eukaryota; Fungi; Ascomycota; Eurotiomycetes; Eurotiales; Aspergillaceae. The coding region runs from base 1 to 834 and encodes 277 amino acids. The transcript has 3 exons. Gene Ontology annotation, molecular function: DNA binding. Gene Ontology annotation, cellular component: nucleus; chromosome, telomeric region; site of double-strand break. The record is from RefSeq and is a predicted model, not a curated record.